GACCACAGAGUAUCUUCACAGCUGCCACGGUAACAAGAAAGCAGCUGGCAUUGGGGGGAGGGCUGUUGAAAGGGGCAGCAGUAUCCCUGCAUCAUUUUUGAAGACAAGACAAAGCCCGAAGUGUUAAUUAAUACGGAGAGGGGAGGUUCACCAUGGCCCUCCGCAUUCGGGGGUUGUCGCAGAGGGCACUCGCUAGCCGCCCGAUCUGCCUUCAGCUCACCUCGUCCGCUCGCGCUUUCACACUAUCGGCCCGGCUCGCCGCCUCAAGACGAGCCAUCCAGCGCCAGCAAGCCAUCACCCUGCGAGUCCAACGACCACCGCAACCAGGACCUCAAACCCCUCCCUCUUCCCCCCAGCGCUCUUCUCGCGACGAGCCAAAAGCCGAAUCCCUCGCCACCCUCGUCAACCAAAGGAGAUGGCCUCUCUUCUUCAUCGGCCUCAUGGCCCUCGGCAUGAGCUUCUACAUCUCCGUCGUCAUCACCACCGCCCUCAAAGACGACGGCGAUGACAAGGUCCCUCUCCCCCCUUCCCCUUCCCCUUCCCCUUCUUCCUCCUCCUCCCCCUCCUCCUCCUGCUGCUACGACGCCCACCUCCCCGCGCCGACCGGCCUCCCCUCGACCCUCGACACGAGCAACCCGGCCGCGGCGGCGGCCUCGGCCCGGGACUUUGACCGGUCGCUCAACACGCCCGAGUGGCUGAUGGGCAUCACGAAGCUGCGGCGGGCGCUCGCGCUGCGGGCGCGCGGGCACGUGCUCGAGGUGGCCGUCGGCACGGGCCGCAACCUGGCGCACUACGACUGGAGCGAGGUGGCGUCGCUGUCCCAGGACGAGCCCGAGGCCCGCGCCGCCCGCGAGCGCGAGCGCGUCGUCCGCCUGCUCGACCGCCACCGCCUCGGCGGGCCCACGCUCCGGGAGCAGCGCGAGCGCGAGCGCGCCGGCGAGCUCGGCAGCCUCGACGGCGAGGUCCUCAGCUACACGGGCGUCGACGUCAGCGCCGACAUGAUGAGCGUCGCGCGGGACCGGAUCCGCGAGGCGGUGCCCGGCCUGUCGAGGCUGAUGAGGCGGCGGCGGCUCGAGGAGAUGCCGCGGCUGGACGCAUCCGCCGGGGUGGGCGACGAGGGCGUCCCCGUGGUGGAGGCGCUGGACGGGCGCGUGCGGCUGGUGCUCGGGGACGCGGUGCGCGGGCUGCCCCCGCCGCCGAACCCGCCGGCGGGCGGGAGGGGCACCGCGCCGGCGGCCGUGCCCCCGGCAAAGUACGACACCAUCAUCCAGACGUUUGGGCUGUGCAGCGUGGCGGACCCGGCCAGGCUGCUCGCCAACAUGGCCGCCAAGCUGCAGCCCGACACGGGGCGCAUCAUCCUGCUGGAGCACGGCCGGGGCGUCUACGACUGGAUCAACAGGCGGCUGGACAAGUCGGCCCCCAAGCACUUCCGCAAGUUUGGAUGCUGGUGGAACAGGGACAUCGAGAAGCUCGUGCGGGACGCCGCCGAGACGAUCCCGGGCCUGGAGAUUGUCGAGCUGGACCGGCCUCUGUGGUUCCAGUGGGGGACGACAUUGCUGAUCGAGCUGAGGCUUAACAGCCAGGGAGGCAACGGCGCUGGACAGAAAGCGUAGAGAUGUUAUGGUGGCCGGCCGAACCCGGAUCGUCUACCGUGAUAUACCUCCUAGACGGAUUGAACUCCGGCUCUGUAUGGACACAAUUAUCGCUACCCGAGAGAUCCCAUGUGUCAAGUACUCUUUCGAGCACCUACUAUGCCUAGUAUUGUUGUUGUCUUCUUGGGGGUUUUCGAGAC
Thermothelomyces thermophilus ATCC 42464 is the source of this 1792-nucleotide messenger RNA. RefSeq lists its product as uncharacterized. Bases 153 to 1613 code for a protein of 486 amino acids. NCBI's taxonomy places the organism in Eukaryota, Fungi, Ascomycota, Sordariomycetes, Sordariales, Chaetomiaceae. The record is from RefSeq and is a predicted model, not a curated record. The transcript is spliced from 2 exons.